AUGUCGAAAGACUCCACUGAAAUUUCAGGCCGAGCAACCACCGACCAAAUGAUUGCUUUGAACGGCUUCUUAAAGGUCGAUCCACAACUACUAAGUGGUAAGUUUAGUAGUACGUUCACCUUUAAGAUUGCUCAAAAACGAUGGGAAAUUAUUGCCGAAUCAUUAAAUGCCAUGCCCGGGGCUGUUAAAAGUUGGAACAAAUGGCGUAAAACAUUCCAAGACAACCGUACUAAGGCAAAAUCAAAACAUUCAAUGAUUCGUGCAGAUAUGAGGAAAACUGGUUUAAACACUCCUUGCUCUAGCCUUUCUUUGAUUGAAAAUGAUACGUUGGACCUGAUCAACCCAACUAGCAUUUCUGGUCACACAUCAAGCAACGCUUCUAAAGCCUAUUUUGUGUUUGACGAUAACUGUGAUUUAGGGACACAACCACUUGAUGACAAUAUUGUCACAGUUGAUCUGAGUGAUGUCUUGCUACAGGAAGAAAAUUCCAUUCCAUUUGGUACCUCUUCAUCUCCUCUUCCAAAUCCUAACAUCAGUUCCAUUAAUGAUCCAAUCAAAAGUAUGUUCAAAUUAAAUUUUCCUAUAAGAGCUGUUGUUAGCUUAACCGUUCAAUUUUCCUUAAAUUUCCUUUAA
Macrosiphum euphorbiae (potato aphid) is the source of this 633-nucleotide messenger RNA. Lineage: Eukaryota; Metazoa; Arthropoda; Insecta; Hemiptera; Aphididae. The record is from the annotation of a GenBank genome assembly.